GUCACUGGUGAAACGACCACCGCCUGAUCAGAUUCUUCAACGUAUUCUGUCGAAUUUCAGGGGUAAAAGUGUAAACAACCUUUCUCCAUCUCCUUUCUUGUUCGCAAAUUUGAGAGAACUGCAAAAAGUGUGCACCCUACUGCAAUUAUUGCUCUUCACCAUAUCACCGCUCUCCCAAACACGGUAAAUUGUAUCUCUUCUCUCGUACUCGAUUUUCUCUUACGUGUUUCUCUCAUACUAAACACAUACUUAGGGUUUAACAUUUAGGGUUUUUCUCAAUCUCCAAUUUCAACAAUGGGUGCCGAAAUUCCACAAGACGGAUUGAAGAAACUCGAGUACCUAUCACUUGUAUCCAAAGUAUGCACCGAGUUAGAAUCCCAUACUGGAGCUGGCGACAAGGUUCUCGCCGAGUUUAUUACCGAUUUAGGUCACUCAUCGGAAACCGUCGAGGAAUUCGACGCUAAACUCAAAGAAAACGGCGCCGAGAUGCCUGAUUACUUUGUCCGAACACUUCUCACCAUAAUCCACGCUAUUCUUCCUCCGAAACCUAAGAAGGGGAAAGAGAUUCAGAAAGAGAAUUCCACCUCGAAGACAAAAUUCAAGGCGUUGGCGAUUUCAGACGAUAGGGAUCGUGCCAAGGAGCUUCGGAACGAGAUCGAAACCGAAGCUAGAGAAAAACAGAAACAAAAGGAACCAGACAGGUAUGAAAAAUAUAGGAAUGAGGAUGAUGAUGGUGGUGGUUAUAGAGAUAGGGAUAGAAGAGAUAGGCGAAGAGAUGGGUAUGAUAGAGAUGAUAGAAGGGAUUAUAGAAGGGGGAAUGAUAGAGACAGAGAUAGGGAUAGGGAUAGGGAUCGGUACGAGAGGCGAAGGAAAGAUGAGUAUCAAGAGUAUGAAGGUGGAAGGGAGGAAAAUGGUGAUGAGAAAGGUCGUAGAGAUUCGAGGCAUGGUGGUUCAGGUGAACCUGAGUUGUAUAUGGUUUAUAAAGGAAGAGUGUCUAGGGUGAUGGAUACUGGGUGUUUUGUUCAGUUGGAUGAUUUUAGAGGGAAGGAGGGUUUGGUUCAUGUUUCUCAGAUUGCUACUAGGAAGAUUGUUAAUGCUAAGGAGGUUGUUAAAAGGGAUCAACAGGUUUAUGUCAAGGUGAUAUCUGUUUCUGGUUCGAAGUUGAGUCUUUCCAUGAGAGAUGUUGAUCAGCAUACCGGGAAGGAUCUUCUUCCAUUGAAGAAGAGCUCGGAGGAAGAGGCUUUUCGGACGAAUCCACAGGAUUCAAAGGAUGGGCCAGUUGCUAGGACAGGGCUUUCUGGGAUCAGAAUUGUGGAGGAGGAUGACGUUGGUUCUUCGCGCAGGCCGCUGAAGAGAAUGAGCUCUCCUGAGAGAUGGGAAGCAAAACAGAUGAUUGCUUCGGGGGUUUUGAGUGUUUCGGAGUAUCCGACUUAUGAUGAGGAGGGAGAUGGAGUCAUGUACCAAGAAGAAGGUGCUGAGGAAGAGCUUGAGAUUGAAAUGAAUGAGGAUGAACCCGCCUUCUUGCAAGGGCAGAGUAGAUACUCAAUGGAUAUGUCUCCCGUUAAGAUAUUUAAGAAUCCAGAAGGUUCUCUAGGUCGCGCGGCUGCACUCCAAUCUGCUCUUAUAAAGGAACGAAGGGAAGUAAGAGAACAGCAGCAACGUACCAUGCUUGAUUCAAUUCCAAAGGAUCUCAAUCGUCCUUGGGAAGACCCUAUGCCAGAGUCAGGUGAAAGGCAUCUUGCCCAAGAGUUGAGAGGUGUUGGCUUAUCGGCCUACGAUAUGCCAGAAUGGAAGAAGGAUGCCUAUGGGAAAACCAUUACUUUUGGGCAAAGGUCAAAGCUUUCUAUUCAGGAACAGAGGCAGAGUUUGCCAAUUCACAAGUUAAAAAAAGAAUUGAUUCAGGCUGUCCAUGACAAUCAGGUCUUGGUUGUGAUUGGUGAAACCGGUUCGGGUAAAACUACUCAGGUCACACAGUAUCUUGCUGAAGCGGGUUACACCACAAGAGGUAAAAUUGGAUGUACUCAACCCCGUAGGGUGGCUGCAAUGUCAGUUGCAAAGAGAGUUGCAGAAGAGUUUGGCUGUAGAUUAGGAGAGGAGGUUGGUUAUGCCAUUCGGUUUGAGGAUUGCACUGGACCUGAUACUGUAAUCAAGUACAUGACCGAUGGUAUGCUUCUUAGGGAAAUAUUGGUUGAUGAGAAUCUGUCACAGUAUUCUGUUGUAAUGCUUGAUGAAGCCCAUGAGAGAACUAUUCACACUGAUGUUCUUUUCGGACUGCUGAAGCAGCUGGUGAAGCGUAGACCUGAGAUGCGAUUGAUUGUCACAUCUGCUACUCUUGAUGCUGAAAAAUUUUCAGGAUAUUUCUUUAACUGUAACAUCUUUACAAUUCCUGGGAGAACUUUUCCUGUGGAGAUACUUUAUACUAAACAGCCAGAAAGCGAUUACUUGGAUGCAUCUCUGAUCACUGUCCUGCAGAUCCACUUGACAGAACCUGAAGGAGACAUUCUUCUCUUCUUAACUGGUCAGGAGGAGAUUGAUUUUGCUUGCCAGUCUCUCUAUGAGAGAAUGAAGGGAUUAGGUAAGAAUGUCCCAGAGCUGAUCAUUUUACCUGUUUAUAGUGCCCUUCCUAGUGAAAUGCAAUCUAGGAUAUUUGAUCCUGCUCCUCCCGGGAAAAGGAAAGUGGUUGUGGCUACUAACAUUGCUGAGGCUUCUUUGACUAUUGAUGGGAUAUUUUAUGUCAUUGAUCCGGGGUUUGCUAAGCAAAAUGUUUAUAACCCAAAGCAAGGUCUUGAUUCCUUGGUGAUAACUCCGAUAUCACAAGCGUCAGCCAAACAAAGAGCUGGACGUGCAGGGCGUACUGGACCUGGAAAGUGUUAUCGUCUUUAUACUGAGAGUGCGUAUAGGAAUGAGAUGUCUCCUACUUCAAUUCCAGAGAUUCAAAGGAUAAAUCUGGGUAUGACUACUCUUAACAUGAAAGCUAUGGGCAUAAAUGAUCUUCUGUCAUUUGAUUUUAUGGAUCCACCAUCACCCCAAGCACUUAUUUCCGCCAUGGAGCAGCUUUACAGUCUUGGAGCAUUGGAUGAAGAGGGUCUUCUAACCAAAUUGGGGAGGAAAAUGGCUGAAUUUCCUUUGGAUCCACCACUGUCCAAGAUGCUGCUUGCCAGUGUUGACCUUGGAUGUAGCGAUGAGAUUUUGACCAUAAUUGCCAUGAUCCAGACCGGCAAUAUUUUUUACAGGCCCAGGGAGAAACAAGCCCAAGCAGAUCAGAAAAGGGCAAGGUUUUUCCAGCCAGAGGGUGACCAUCUUACAUUACUUGCUGUUUAUGAAUCCUGGAAAAAUAAAAACUUUUCUGGACCCUGGUGUUUUGAGAACUUUGUUCAAUCUCGAUCGUUGAGAAGAGCCCAGGAUGUAAGGAAACAACUUCUCACCAUCAUGGAUAAGUACAAAUUGGAUGUGGUGAGUGCUGGAAAAAACUUCACAAAGACCAGGAAGGCCAUCACUGCAGGGUUCUUUUUUCAUGCAGCUAGAAAGGACCCCCAGGAAGGUUACAGAACACUAGUUGAGAAUCAGCCUGUAUAUAUUCAUCCAAGUUCAGCUUUGUUCCAGAGGCAGCCAGACUGGGUCAUAUACCAUGAGCUUGUAAUGACAACUAAGGAAUAUAUGCGUGAGGUUACAGUCAUAGACCCCAAGUGGCUUGUUGAAUUGGCUCCAAGAUUCUUUAAAGUGUCAGAUCCUACAAAGAUGAGCAAACGGAAGCGUCAAGAGCGUAUCGAACCACUUUAUGAUAGAUACCAUGAGCCAAAUUCAUGGCGUUUGAGUAAACGCCGUGCAUGAUAUGGUUUAUCAUUUUCUCUUAAUGCAAGGCUGUGGAUACAAUUUAUGUUGGAUUUAGUUUUAAAUAUAGUUAUUCCGUUGGACGUCUGUUGAUUUGAAUGAAGUCCGUAUAUUGUGCACCUGUGCUUGUCCACUCUUUGAAAUUUAAAAUAUUACACCAUACAUACUCACAAGCAAAUUCCAGUGUUAAGCUGAACGAAAAAGGAAUACAGCGUAUAUUGAUCUAAGAUUCAUGGCUUAUCACUGAUUGUCUGUGCUGGGCUAUAAAGUUCAGGAAAAGGGUGUGCUCCACACAAUUAUCUAGAUGAUGUAUGUGCAACAAUGAAACUUGUUAAGAUCUAACAUGGUGUUGAUACUUGAUAAGUCAUUUUCAUACGUUGGUUCAAGAGCCUGUUUCAGAAAGUGAGAUGGCGAAGCUGCUUAUUCACAGAAUACCAACCACUUUGAACAGUGAAACACACUACAUGAAAUUGUUUCUGGAGACUACACAGUAGAACCAAAGCCUUCCACGAAUGGUCAAGGAGAUAAGUAUUCUGCCUUAGCUAUUUUUAAGAACCAACAAGAGGCGCAUGAUGCAUUUGAAAAUGUUCAAGGCAGCCAAUCAAAGGAUUCAAAUGGGCAUCCACAGAAACUCGUACAUGACGGCUGAGUAUGGGUUGGGGUCUACGUGUUCGGAAAAUGGCAAGUGAUGAACACUACAAACAAAUUCCAUCUAAGAGAGCUUUACAAGUGGAUGAGACAGUCGCUGUUUCCAAGAACAAGAAAGUAACAAUGGAUCCUGAAGUUGAAAAGGAUGCUCUGAAAGCUUUGCAAGUGGACGGGGUGAUUCCAAUGAAGCAAAAAGUGAAUCCUGAAAUUGCCAUUGGAAAUGAUGCCCACUUGAAUGUGAUUGAAGCACUGAAUGAAUGAUUGGAAGAGAUUGAAUCAUUGAGGGAACAGUUCAGAAAAAAGGAUUUUGAAAUCAUCACGCUGCAUAAAAUGGUAUGUAACUUAAAAAAGUGAAAUCCUAAAAAAUGCUAGGCAUGGCACUGCAAUGUGGUGUUAGAUUAUUUGAUCAAUGAAUUCAAGGACAUGCUAUUCUCAGGUGAAUUUUAUAAACUGUGGCAAUGUCUUAAAACCGUUUGGGAAAAGCUUAUAGCUUUGGUACGACUAUGUGUACUUGUUCCUUUUUACCAAUUCAAAUUCAGAACUAAAGUUUUGGCCCCAAGGGAUGAGCAGGUGGAAUGAUGAAUGUUACUGUUAUUCACCAACAGCCACAAUAAUGCAGUUGUGGUUACUAGGAUUUUGUCAUGUGGUACUAUAUUAUUGUUUGAAACGUGUUGUGUAAUGUUGAGUAAAUACAUUCCAUUUAGUUGGCCUUGUUUGAGAAUGCUGUAGUUUUUGGUUAAGGUAGUUUGUAGUAGUAAAAGUUGUGUUUUUUUUAUUAUGUUUACUCCUGAUUUUGUGUCUAGACGAAACGCGUUGGACAUGCUCUGCAAAUUUCAUGGGAUUGUGAAGAAUAUUAGAUAUGAUUUUUAGUUA
Messenger RNA from Cicer arietinum (chickpea), 5352 nucleotides. Its product is annotated as probable pre-mRNA-splicing factor ATP-dependent RNA helicase DEAH5. Gene Ontology annotation, molecular function: ATP binding; RNA binding; RNA helicase activity. The record is from RefSeq and is a predicted model, not a curated record. NCBI's taxonomy places the organism in Eukaryota, Viridiplantae, Streptophyta, Magnoliopsida, Fabales, Fabaceae. Gene Ontology annotation, biological process: spliceosomal complex disassembly; mRNA splicing, via spliceosome. Gene Ontology annotation, cellular component: catalytic step 2 spliceosome; intracellular anatomical structure.